This is a messenger RNA of Rotaria sp. Silwood2, 1680 nucleotides long. The record is from the annotation of a GenBank genome assembly. NCBI's taxonomy places the organism in Eukaryota, Metazoa, Rotifera, Eurotatoria, Philodinida, Philodinidae.
AUGGAGCAACAAACAUCGAACAAAACUCAAAUUCCAUCGGGUCAAAUGCACGGAGUUCUCUUACUUAAUUCAAAUGCCAUGGAUUAUUCAUUUGGACCGGAACCAUCGUUGACCAUUCGAACCAUCGGUGGUAUUCUCGAUUUUUUCGUUUUUCUGGGUCCUUCACCUGAACAGGUCAUUCAACAAUAUACAUGGCUUGUUGGUCGAUCAUUUUUGCCACCGUAUUGGGGACUUGGUUUUCAUUUGUCUCGAUUGGAUUAUGGAAAUCUGACACAUAUGCAAAUGGUGAACAAACGAAAUCGAGAUGCAGGCAUUCCACUUGAUGUUCAAUACGCAGAUAUCGAUUAUAUGGACGCAAAAAAAGAUUUUACUAUCGAUCCGAUUAAUUAUCGUGGACUGAAAGAAUUUUUUUCUCAAAUACGUACUGAUGGAAUGAGAACGAUUGUUAUAUUGGAUCCAGGCACAAUCGAUGAUCAGAAGUACUAUGUACCAACCAUCGAAGGUAUUAAAGAAGAUGUUUUUAUUAAAUGGGAAAAUGAAAGAUUAAUGAAAGGUAUUUGUUGGCCCGGAGAACUCUUUAUGCCAGAUUUCUUUACGAAUCGAACUCGAACAUGGUGGUCACGUUGGAUCCAAGACUUUCAUCGUAUUAACUUGACAGUCGAUGGACUUUGGAUCGAUAUGAAUGAACCAGCACUUUUCAAUACAAACGAUGACUUUGCUUGGAAUUGGAAUAUGACCGGCACGAAUUAUACAUUAAAAUGUCCGCAAAACAAGUUGGACGAUCCCCCUUAUCGCACUAAGGCUGCAUUUCGUUAUGAUGAAACGAUGAAUCGUACUGGUCGUCUUUCUGAUCGCACACUGUGCAUGACCGCUCUGCAGGGUGAAAUCGAUCCCAGCACUGGAAAACCCAAAUAUCGCCAUUAUGAUGUACACAGCCUCUAUGGAUGGUCUCAGACGAAACCUACAUUAGAUGCCAUACAGUCAGCUACUGGUAAACGAAGUAUGAUAUUACCUCGAUCGACUUUUGUUGGUUCGGGUCAAUGGGGUGGCCAUUGGCUAGGUGAUAAUGAAGCUUCAUGGCUUGAGAUGAAACAAUCAUUGAUUGGAAUGAUAGAAUUUAAUUGGUUUGGCAUUCCAUUUAAUGGCGCAGAUAUAUGUGGCUUUGAUAAAUCACCUACUGAAGAAAUGUGUAUUCGAUGGAUGCAAGUCGGAGCUUUCUAUCCAUUCUCUCGAAAUCAUAAUAUCUGGAAGACACCUGAUCAAGAUCCUGCUGCUUGGUCGCCGUCAGCUACAGCAAUUAUGGCUUUGGCUCUUCGUAUUCGUUAUACUCUUCUUCCUUACUAUUAUACACUCUUCUACAAAGCUCAUACUCAAGGUUCAACAGUGAUUCGUCCAUUAUUUCAUGAAUAUCCCACAGAUAAAAAUACACUCGAUAUCUUUCUACAAUUUCUCGUCGGACAGCACAUCAUGUUAGCACCAGUAACCGAUGAUGGUUCUCGACGAGUUCAAGCCUAUAUACCUUCGUCGGAUUGGUACGAUUACUAUACAGGUGUUCGAAUGUCGUCUGAAAAGCAAUUUAUCAUAUUAGAUGCACCAUUGAAUAUGAUUCCAAUUUUUCUACGAGGUGGUGCAAUCAUUCCUACUCAAGAGCCAGCAAAUAACACAAAAUACUCUCGGUGA